Protopolystoma xenopodis is the source of this 249-nucleotide messenger RNA. Lineage: Eukaryota; Metazoa; Platyhelminthes; Monogenea; Polystomatidea; Polystomatidae. The record is from the annotation of a GenBank genome assembly.
AAAAAGGGGCUAAUGGCCAAACUGGAGUUUCCGAACCGAGAAAAGGAUAACUUGGAGGCACGACUAAUCAACUUUACAAGUAACGGUGAAAUCUAUGAGCAAUUUGGACUUCUUAUAGAAUCACCGCUCUUACCUCAUUUGACGGACGUAUACAUGAAAAAAUUAGAAGAGGAUGUAAAGACGCCACCCCUACAACCAGAAGUGCUUAUGCAACGCUCGGAUGGAUACUUCGCACUUUGGGCAAAUUGA